AUGGCAUUCAGAGACAAGCCAAAAAGACAUUGGAUUAUUCCACAAGAGUGCCUUUCUCCAGAGGAUCUAGUCCUUGGGAGCAUUCUCAAAUACCCCGAUGACCCGAUUGAUAUACUCAACCGAAAAGAAGUUGAGCCAAUUGACCCCUCGGCCCUUGUCAGCGAACGCGAGCAAGUCACCAAGAGCUUCACAGACGCGCUGGAUACUGGGUUUGGCUCCAAGAUUGGAGCAUCAUCUGUCCUCGCUGCUGUACUGGGUGCCUCUCCAUUCAUUGAAGGAAAUUGGUCCAAAAGCAUAUCCUUCACCAUUGAGGCGAAGAAUGUUCGAGCGCAACGAUUUAUCCCGUCGGUGGCUUAUGUUAAUAAGGCAAUGCGUACAGAGCAAGUCGAUAGCUUUGUUCGCAAUUCCUUGUUUAGCGCUCCAAUUUACAUGGUGGUUGGAAUCACUAUCGCAAAGACCGUGUCACGGACAGCAGAACGAUCUCAUGACAGAGGUGGAGGUGGAGGUAUGGGAAUAGGGCCGCCAGGCACAGGAAUUGAGGUGUCUGGAGAAUUGACAGCAAACCAUGGGGUGCAAUCAACCUACCAUGAUUUGGUCGAGGAUGAGGUCGUUCUGGCAUAUCGUUUGCGAAGAUUUCGAUACUCUAAAAGGAAGGACGAGUUCAGAAGGGCGAAGCAAGAUGAGACCAAGCAUACUCGCUACACGGUGGAAAAGUUGCUGAGAUCCAAGGUUGACGUUGAAGAGGAUGACGACGACACUUACGUUCCUACAUUUUCUUACUUUGAAGGAGAUGAUGUUGUCGCUUCUGAUGUAGAAAUGGCAGGAUUUACAGAAGGUACUGACGAUCAAGAUUCUGAUGAUGCCUACUAG
Molecule: messenger RNA, 870 nt
Organism: Fusarium poae
Lineage: Eukaryota; Fungi; Ascomycota; Sordariomycetes; Hypocreales; Nectriaceae
Exons: 1
Coding region: 1-870 (289 amino acids)
Source: RefSeq, a predicted model, not a curated record